Messenger RNA from Perca fluviatilis (European perch), 1950 nucleotides. RefSeq names its product delta(4)-desaturase, sphingolipid 1 (gene degs1). The record is from RefSeq and is a predicted model, not a curated record. Gene Ontology annotation, cellular component: membrane. Gene Ontology annotation, biological process: ceramide biosynthetic process. Gene Ontology annotation, molecular function: sphingolipid delta-4 desaturase activity. Bases 293 to 1264 code for a protein of 323 amino acids. Lineage: Eukaryota; Metazoa; Chordata; Actinopteri; Perciformes; Percidae. The transcript has 3 exons.
GCAGAAUAAAAAGUGAUAACGCAACGCCACUUUUGCGUUUUCUCUUCAGAUCGUUUCCGUGUAAACAUAAUCUCAGAAUUUCGCCUCUCCGUUCUUCGAUGAAGCUGGUAGGAGGAGCUGACUACAGUGGGGAGGAGUGACUGAUGUUCGGGCAAAUCAGCCAGGCGAGGAGAGAGGAGGUGGACCAUAGAGGAGAGGACAAGAGUCAGAGGUCUCUUUUGAAACGAUCUUGUGAUAUUUAAUUAACAUUACUUCUUUGUCUAAGUAAGUUGUUUAAAACAGUGAUAAAAAGAUGGGGAAUCGGGUCGCCCGUGAGGACUUCGAGUGGGUGUAUACGGACCAGCCGCAUGCCGACAGGAGAAAAGAAAUACUGGCCAAAUACCCAGAAAUCAAGUCGUUGAUGGGUCCUGACCCAAGGCUGAAAUGGAUUGUGUGCAUGAUGGUGGCUAUACAGUUUUUAGCUUUCUACUUGAUUAAAGACUUGGACUGGAAAUGGGUUUUGUUUUGGACAUAUGCCUUUGGCAGCUGUAUCAACCACUCAAUGACCCUUGCUAUUCAUGAGAUUUCCCACAACACGGCCUUUGGAAACAACAAGGCCACGUGGAACCGCUACUUUGCCAUGUUUGCCAACCUGCCCAUCGGUCUGCCCUACUCUGCCUCCUUCAAACGCUAUCACCUGGACCAUCACCGCUACCUGGGUGGAGACGGGGUAGAUGUAGACAUCCCUACUGAGUUUGAAGGCUGGUUCUUCUGCACGCGCUUCCGGAAAUUCAUCUGGAUUAUUCUGCAGCCCCUAUUCUAUGCCAUCCGCCCCCUCUGCAUCAACCCCAAACCCAUCACUCAGCUGGAGGUGACCAACCUGGCCGUCCAGCUCACCUUUAACAUUCUGCUCUACUGGCUGUGGGGGGCUAAGCCUGUGGUCUAUAUGCUGGCUGGCUCCUUGCUGGGAAUGGGCUUGCACCCCAUCUCUGGUCACUUCAUAGCUGAGCACUACAUGUUCCUCAAGGGCCAUGAGACCUACUCCUACUAUGGCUCCCUGAACCUGCUCACCUUCAACGUGGGCUACCACAAUGAGCACCAUGACUUCCCUAGCAUCCCAGGACGCAGGCUGCCCAUGGUGAAGAAGAUAGCAGCAGAGUAUUAUGAUGACCUGCCUCAGUAUACAUCGUGGCUGAAGGUCCUGUUCGACUUCAUCAUGGACGAUGCACUGAGCCCGUACUCUCGAGUCAAGAGGAAGCUGACCGGAGAUGUCAAGCAGGAGUAACUCGACUGAAAGCUUCUCUGGAACAAAGCUGCAGUAUCCACCAUAACGGCACCCCCCCGCUCACCAUCCCAUAAACUAAACCGCUUCUGCAUAUUAAUACAAUCAACAUGGGUAAAAAAGGUGGACAUUGUGAGAAAGUGCUUUUCCUCCAAGGAAGAGAACAAAGAUAUUUGUUAUCCUAAAGACAAAAAACUGGAGACGUUAGAUUAAAAAAACUCUGUUUGUUAGUGUGAUUAGGCAGUAGCUAGGGCUGGUUGCACAACGCCUUUGGCUCUGAUCAAACAAAUACUUCAACUUAAGAUGUCUAAUGUUAUACUUUUACUCGUUCGUAAAAUACAUAUAACUGGAUGGUUGAAUUGUUAUGAAAUUUGGUACACAUAUUAUUGUCGCCCUGAGGAUGAAUCAAAAUCACUCUUCAAUUUGUCCAAUACUUUAGUUUAAAACGACCCCCAAAUUCUAGCUGGUGUGCUAAUGUGCACUGCACAACGCCAAACAACGAAAUAUGAACAGACUGCUGGAAGACGUGCAUCUGUUUGCAUUAGUCGGAGCAAAACAAGACCUGUCUACCUUAGGGGUGGGAAUCACCAGAGGCCUCACGAUACGAUAUCAUCGCGAUACGAUAUUACUGCUAUUUUAAACAUAUUGCAAUUUAUUACCUUUUUUCCAACUUUAAAUUUUUCCCAAUU